Messenger RNA from Sciurus carolinensis (gray squirrel), 4005 nucleotides. RefSeq names its product TNF superfamily member 8 (gene Tnfsf8). Gene Ontology annotation, biological process: CD8-positive, alpha-beta T cell differentiation; immune response. Lineage: Eukaryota; Metazoa; Chordata; Mammalia; Rodentia; Sciuridae. The coding region runs from base 268 to 972 and encodes 234 amino acids. Gene Ontology annotation, cellular component: membrane. Gene Ontology annotation, molecular function: tumor necrosis factor receptor binding. The transcript has 4 exons. The record is from RefSeq and is a predicted model, not a curated record.
AUCAGCCACCUUCUCUGUAGCCACGGUUUCUCUCUGCACUCAAAUUAAUCCCGGGCCAUGAAAAAUGAACCUCUCCCCCACCCUUGCUGCCGCCUCUUGCCUCACGCCCCCAGAGAAGAGUUCCUCCGCCAGGAAGCCGGUGAAGGUUUUUUUCCAAGUCACAUGAUCCAGGAUGCAGGGGGAGAAUCCUUCUUGGAACAGAGAUGGGCCCAGAACCGGAUCAGAUGAGCAGAGAUAAGGUGUGAUGCGGGGCAGCCUAUAUAAAGAAUGGACCCAGGGUUACAGCCAGCAAGUGACCCCGGAACCCCUUGCCCAGACCCAGCCAUGCAUGUGCCGCCAGGACCUGUCGCCGGCCCCUUGGGAACCACGACCCGCGGCUACUUCUGUCUCACCACCGUGGCGCUGGCGCUGUGCCUCAUCUUCACUGUGGCGACCAUCAUGGUGCUGGUGGUUCAGAGGACGGACUCCGUUCCCAGCCCGCCUGACAACUUCCCCCUUAAAGGAGGAAAUUGCUCUGAAGACCUCCUGUGUAUCCUGAAAAGGGCUCCAUUCAAGAAGUCACGGGCCUACCUCCAAGUGUCCAAGCAUCUCAACAACACCAAGUUGUCUUGGAACAAAGAUGGAAUUGUCCAUGGGGUGAGAUACGAGGAUGGGAAUCUGGUGAUCCAGUUCCCAGGUUGGUAUUUCAUCCUUUGCCAGCUGCAGUUUCUGGUGCAAUGCUCAAAUCAUUCCAUGGACCUGAAGUUGGAGCUCCUCAUCAACACAGAGGUCAAAAAGCAGGCCCUGGUAACAGUGUGCGAGUCUGGAAUACAAACCAAAAACAUAUACCAGAAUCUCUCCCAAUUCUUGCUGGACUACUUACCGGUCAACACCACCAUAUCAGUCAUGGUGGAUAAAUUCCAGUAUGUGGAUACAAUCACCUUUCCUCUUGAGAAUGUGUUAUCUGUUUUCUUAUAUAGUGGUUCAGACUGAACAGUUUCUCUUGGCCUUCAGGAAGAAAACGACUCUCUACAGUACUUCCUCCAUCCAAACACUUGGGCAAAAAGAAAAUGUUAGAGCAAGACUGAAACCACAAAGCGUAUUAAGUAGUAUCCUUCUCCUUCUGUCUGUUGGGAAGAUACAGCUCCGGGGUUAAAAAAGUGAAGUAUCUUUCAGAUGGAAGACAAGGAAGCCAUGCAGUGUGGUGGAAAGAGCCCUAACUCUUUGGGCAUUGGAAGGGAUUGGGUUGCCCCAGCCAACUGUUCAUUCACUAGUUAACCUUGAGCCAUUCUUUCCCCUCCUGGAACUCAGGAUCCAGGUCUGAAAAAUUAGGGGACUGGAUUUGAAUCUCUCCAAAGUCUCCUUCACCUCAGAAGAUCAGACCUGUGAACUGAAAUUCCAGGCAGAGAUCUGGAAGUUCCCAACCAAAGGAAGAACCCACAUACCAGUAUGAAACUGAUGGUAUCAGUAACAUCUGACUGCAUGUCAUCUCAGCAGGUCAGAAUAUGGGGACAGUGUUCACGUGCCUUGCAGAAUAUGCCAUGUGUCCAGCAAACACCUCGCCAGCUUUCGAUGGCCAAGGUGAUUCGGUCAUUUAGCCAGAGAAUAGCUCCUGCCAUCUCUUGCAUAAUAUGACUGUUUUAUGCUUCAAACAACCCUUAGAAAAUCAGUUCCUUGAUGGACUUUUAAGUCCCCACAAAGUUGUUGACAGACAAUGAUGAUGCUAAAGCAAUGGUCAGAACCCGGGAGCCGUGGCAGCCUCCUGACCUGACUUGGGCAGCCAGGAGAGCUCUCCAGCUACGUCACGCUUGGCACUCCUGUGUCACCUUUGAAAGAGCGCCUUAUUUGUGGGAGAGCUUUGACAACCAUUGGAGUUGAAGUGUAAGCCCCCGAGGUCAGAGGCGAGUGGGAAAAUAGGACCCUCUGCUGCUGUGCUAGAGACGAGCAAAAUUUGCAUUUUUCUCAAGAGGGUUAAGAGAAAAGAAGAUUCCAGCAAAGUUUGUCCAAGAAGCCUAGAAAAGGUCUAAAGGAAAAGGAGGAGGAGGAGGAGGAGGAGGGAGUGGAGGAGGGAGAAUAAACCCCAGCGGUUGUGGUGUGGAUUGAGAGGAAUGUGGAAAGAUGAAAUGGCGGAGGGAAAGCCCAAGUCCCUUGCGGAGCAGAGUGCCUGUGCACCUCCUCGGGGGUCUCCCUGUGAAGCUCUCAUAAAGCCGACAGUUCUCUUCAACUCCUCCUGUGGGCGGAUUCUCCCAGAGGAGCAGGCAUUGGAAGAGGGGUUGAAUUCCGUGAGCCAAGUGGCACAUGGUCGAAAACAGAGGCUCACAAGGCUGGAGAAUAAGGGGACAUCUGGCAUUGUAGUUGCACACUAAUGGGACAGGAGCCAUGAUCUUGAUUAGACCAACUCAUGCGUUCUUUCUUUUAAUUUAAUUUAAUUUAAUUUGUUCUUUUCAAAUAUACAUGAGAGUAGAGUGUAUUUUGACAUAUCAUACCUACAUGGAAUGCACUCUUGAAAAGGUACGUGUGACCUAACUCUGUGUAAAUGAAGCAAGUGUUCGGUCCUCUCAUCUCUAACUCAAGUUCAAUUUCAUGUUCAUUUUUUACCAACUGACUUUCAUACAAGUGACUCCUAAUCUGACUUGCCAAGCAAUGCUCAGGACGUCAAAGACACAAGCAAAAAAGAAUUACACAUUUCAUUUAAAAGAACGAAGUGCUUGCAUAAAUAAAUAAUGAUGAAUAUUAAUAAGUCAAAGUCUGGAUACAUAGGAAGUAGACAAUCCAUAGAGAUUAAAACUAAAUCCUAUUUCUCUGGAGGGAUAACCAUCCCUGGGAAUUUCAUAGCCAAAGGACACCAUCUGUGCAAGUGAAACAAAUCAUUUACCCAACGGGGAUCCCAGGCUACUAAAACAUAAGCCUCUUCAGUAAAAAGUCACUUGAGCUUAAAGACCCUUCCCUCUUCCUUUCCUUCCACGCCCAAUCCCAAUGCACAUAGUGUACUUGCAGAAUACAUAGAGUUCUGUAGAGGUGAGUUGAUGAACAAUGCCAAGUUCAAGGUAGACCGAAUGUAUUCCUGCCCUUGGAAAAAUAUCACAUAACCUCCUCCACAUUCACUAACUUUAUUUUCGCCUGGCCUCCCAUCACCUAGCAAUGCCUCCAGUAACCGCAUCAUCUAAUUCCUCCUCAGAAUCCCCCAGUCACACAAAAGAUGGCUCAGAAAAUGGCCCAGUGCCCAGAAAGGGUUUGAUAGGAACAGGCCCUAAAGAGAGGGAGUGCUGAGGGAAGCUGGUCAGAUUUACCAAACAGGGAGAACUUCCAGGAUCCAGGGAAUACACUGGCUGUUCCAGCACAGGGGACAAAACCCUUCAAUUAAAAGGAUACAGAAGUGUCAUCUCUGGCAUGAUCCUGAGACAUCAGUGCAACUCCUAUGGGAUGGAAACCCAGUGGGGAACAGUUGCUUGUCAAGUCCUGGCUAGAUUUGAAUGCAGACCCCUGUAUCCUGUCUCUGCAAUAUUCCCCUAUAGACUGUAUUGGACUCCUCCUGUGACCUUCUGCAAACAUGUGUGUGUAUGUGUGCAUAUACGUGUGCAUAUGCAUGUGUGUAUAUACAGACAUAUAUUAUAAAUGCAUAUACAUAUAUGUGUUUUUCCCCUCUCCUGUUUUACAGGUCAUCUACUUAACCUGGGUUCAGGGGAGGAAACCUGAUUCUUGCUCUGGGAAUUGCAAAACUUAUAUAUGCUUAUAUUUAUUUUUAAUUAAAAAGAGAACAGAAAAGAAUAUUUCUUCCAUUCCUCAUCUGCUUAUUUAAUAACUAUUAAUAUUUUGCUAUAUUUGCUUCUGCUUCUUUUUAAAGUAAAAGAAUACAUAUAGAGUUAAAAUCCCACUCCUCCAUCUAUUCCCUUAUUUCCUCUCCAGAGAUCAUGUGACCACGGCCUGGAAGUGUGUAUGUCUUUCACUUGUGUAAUUUUAUAUUUGUUUUCCCAUAAGAACACAUAGUACAAUUUUGUGUGAUUUUUAGAAUUUUAAUAAAUGAUA